AUGGAAUCCUCGCAACCAAAUUGGCCAAGCCAACAGACUGCUUCACUCUUUGAUCCCUGCAUGGCUGAUACAAACCAAAUUCUAUCCAUUGACCCUCUCUUUGACUAUGAGGAACUCGUCAAUGUUGUUCAGCGACAUACAAAAUGUUCUGCCCACACUUGGUUAAAAAAAAAAGGCUGCUCAACCCUCCAUUGUUGCUACAAAGCACCUUGGCCCGAGCAAGAUUUUUCAACACUAAUUGUUGAUGCUGCCAACAACCCAUCAUAUGAACCAACAAGAAAUGACAAUCGUUUGAACAUUCACAGUCCAAUCAUGCUUGCAAUAUGGCGUUCAAAUAUUGAUUGCCAACCCGUUUGUUCCAAAAUGGCUGUCAUACAAUAUAUCUCUAAAUAUGCUGCAAAAACAAAACAAAAGUCAGUAGGUUAUGUUGACAUCCUAAAGAAAAUAGUUGCUACAACUAAUACGCAAGAUACCAUCUUGCUCACAUACCAAAAAUUCAUGAUGGGGAUAGUUGCUGAUCGUGACAUCAGCGCACAAGAAACUUGCCAUAUGUUGCAAAAACUCCCAUUGAUAAGUUGUAGCCGACAUUUUGUCUCCCUUAAUGUCAGCAGAAAGGCCCUCCAUCGAAUUGCUGAACAAAAUGACAAUGCCGAACUUUCCAAAUCUUAUAUUUCUACUUAUAUGGAAAGAUCUAUUGAAUUGGAAAGCAUCUCGCUGAUACAAUCAACACAACAAUUUUCAUACAACACCCAACAGAAAAAGCAUCAAUGGCAAAAACUCCAAAAACAAGCAAUUGUCAAUGUUUACCCGCAUUUUAAAACCUCUCCACCUGAGGUUGAUGACAACUUUGAAGCCUACUGUUGGAGUGAGCUUCUCUUGUACAAACCAUUUCGCAAUAUUCCAACAGAUAUACGUACAUCACCUGCUCAAAUCAUUGCAAAUUGGAAGCUAUUGUGCAUACAUGGUUACACACGUUGGCAUAUUUAUGGAAUAGAACAUGAAUGCAAAACUGAAAAUGACAUCGACUCUAAUGGUGAUACUUUCUUAUAUUCACACAAUGAAGACCAAUAUGAAUGGGAAUACCUUUCCCAAAUGGGUGCUUCAAACAAAAUCAAUGUAAAUGAUCUCCAGAUGCUGGGUAGACGCGAUUACGAUAUUAACUUUGAUUGGCAUGCCCCUUAUCCCACUGAUCCACUUCAUCAUACUGUUGUUACCUUCAUUUCCACUAAUAAAAUAAAUUGCCAACCUAGCAUUCUCGAGCCAACUUCUCCUCCCACUACUUCGUUCCCCUUAGCAUCAAAACAAAAAAUUGCACUUGAACUCAUUCUUGCCCAUUAG
Molecule: messenger RNA, 1338 nt
Organism: Cryptomeria japonica (Japanese cedar)
Lineage: Eukaryota; Viridiplantae; Streptophyta; Pinopsida; Cupressales; Cupressaceae
Exons: 1
Coding region: 1-1338 (445 amino acids)
Source: RefSeq, a predicted model, not a curated record